CUGACUGCUGCUUUCACGUUUUACAGAAACCACGUUGUUACCACAGACUUUAUUCAAACAUUAAUUAAAAGGGGGUUGAGAUACAGAAAGCCUCCAUUUCACGCAAAUAAACAGAUUUGCUGUCAUUUCGCCUUUAAAUGGGUUUACUGAAUGCAAGUCAGCUUGCACUAAGAGUUGUCAGAUGCUACCUGAGACCAUUUCCAAACUCAAAAUCAUGGCUGUCCACCAAAGCCUCCCUGCUUGGGGACACGAACAUCCUGCUCAUGGGUCCUCCAGGAGCAGGGAAGACCACAGUGGGGAGGAUAGUGGCCCACAAGCUGGGACUGCCUGUCAUUGACGUUGAUGACAACGUUUUGGAGACAACAUGGAAGAUGCCAGUUGCUGCCAAGCUGGCUGCAAUCGGUGGAGAGCGUUUCCUGGAGGAAGAAGGACAAGCCCUGUGUAACUUCUCUGCCUCUGGGUGUGUUGUCUCCCUGACAGGCUCGAACCCUCUUCAUGCUGAGGCGAUGCAGCACCUCAAACAGACUGGGUUGGUCGUCUACCUGGACGUGCACAGUGAGGACAUCAUACAGAGACUCACCAGGAUGAAGGUGAACAGGAUAGUGGGCCAGGAGGCAGGGGUAUCCAUGAAGGACAUUUUGCAAUACAGGAAACAAUUUUAUGAGAAAUGGCUCGAUGUGCGGGUGUUGUGCGGAACAGGUGACACAGUGGAGGAGGUGGCGGAGAAAGUGCUGAAAGCUGUGGAGAGAUAUCAGAACCAUGCUGGAGAAACAUAUGUGUCAACCAGGAGUGACAGCCGAGGAUCAUCCAAUCAGAAAACAUACUUCAGUGAUGUGGUGGUUGAGGGUCUGGCGACAGAUGGAGGCCUCUAUGUACCCAAAAAUGGCUUCCCAAAGAUGGAUGCUCGUGAAUGGCUGCGACUAGCUGACAUGUCAUACCCAGAACGAGCGUUAGUUUUGCUUGAAAAGUGCAUACACCCUUUAGAUGUCUCUGCUGUGGAUCUAAGAGAGAUGGUAUUUAAGGCAUAUGGGUCUAAUUUUUCCAGUGAGGCCGUCGCACCUGUAAAACACCUGAUGCACAAUCAGUAUGUUCUGGAGCUUUUUCAUGGCCCCACCGCCUCAUUUAAGGACCUCGCUUUGCAGCUGAUGCCCCAGCUCUUUGCUUACUGCCUCCCAUCAAUGUGCAACUACCUCAUCUUGGUAGCAACGUCCGGAGACACUGGAAGCGCAGUGCUCAGUGGCUUCAGCAGGCUCAGCAGCACUGACAGACAAAGGACCGGGGUGCUGGUCUUUUUCCCAGAGGAAGGGGUGAGUGACAUUCAGAAGCUCCAGAUGAUGAGCUACAAAGAGGGUAAUGCCCGGGCUGUCAGCGUCCUGUCAGACUUUGACUUCUGUCAGAGAAGCAUCAAGAGGAUGUUUGGAGAGUCCGGGUUGACUGGGUACCUCGCUGUGGAGUACGGCACGGUCCUCAGCACCGCCAACUCCAUCAACUGGGCGCGUUUGUUACCACAGGUGGUUUACCAUUCCUCCGCCUAUCUCAACCUGUGCAGAGAUGGUGUUAUCACGUUCGGGGAGCCCAUUGAUGUUUGCAUCCCUACUGGUAACUUUGGCAACGCCAUGUCAGCUGUGUAUGCCAAGCAAAUGGGCAUCCCGAUAAGAAAAGUCAUCUGCGCAUCCAACCACAACCGCAUCAUCACAGACUUUAUCAGCACAGGCGAGUACGAUCUCCGGGGACGACCGCUGAUUCUCUCUCACUCCCCGGCUAUAGAUAUCCUGAAAUCCUCCAACCUUGAGAGGUUUAUCUACCACGUCUCAGAAGGAGACAGCCGUCUUGUUAAGGACCUGUUCACAUGCUUAGACAAACAGCAGCACUUUCAGGUCCCUGAGCCUCUUCUUAGCAGGAUACAGCAGGAAGUGCAGGCUGGCUGGUGCUCUGAAGACGACUGCUUGGCUUCCAUCCAGAGCGUUCACACGCAGACGGGCUACGUCAUGGACACACACACCGCCGUGGCGAAAGUUGUGGCUGAUAGGCUGCAGGACGGCUCGUGCCCCGUGGUGCUUUGUUCCACUGCUCACUACGGGAAAUUCGCUCCCGCUGUGUUCAAAGCGUUACAAAUCCAAAAUAUUCCAGAGGAUCCUGUGGAGCAGCUGAAGAAGGUGGGAUCAACUGCAUCCAGACCAGAAAUACACAGAGACAUGAUGGCAUGCCUGGAGGAGAGUGGCAGGAGGGGACACACUGUUUGUCAGGCAGAUUAUGGUGUGCUGGUAGAAGAGAUGGAGAACAUGAUACAGGACAGCUUUUUGAAAGUUGUGUAGGGUUAUUUUAGUUUCAUCAUGAAUUUAGGUCAGAAUGAAUAAUUUACAAAUAGUAAUAUUACUCGUUUGAUGUCCUAUACAUAUUGUGUAUCAUUUGUAUUACACUUUUUAAAGAAAAUAUUACAAAAUUACAGGACGAAAAAUGUUAAAUCUUGCUCAAAAAGUGCAAUAAAUUCAAACAGAAAAAGAAUAGAUAAAAUAAAAAUGAAUGAAAAGUUCCCAUUAUAGACAGUCCUGGUCAUAAUUUAAAGGCCAUACUGGUUCUGCCAAGCUGAGCCUUUAGGGUUUAGUACUCUGAUUACACUGUAAUGGAGCCCUAACCGUUUUCUUGAUUGAUUUAAAGCCUGUUCUGUUGCUUACUCAACAUUUCUUUACAUCACUAUCUGGAGUCAUGGCCCACUAGAUGGUGAUGUCUACCUCUUGGCCACUGCUGUGUGGAAACCCGGGUGCCAGCAUCUCUGUAACAGUAUACGUGUAUCGCAGACAGAGGAAUUAAUCUCUGGCUCACUCAGAAGGUCAGAUAAACUAGUAAAUUGUGAUGCUAAAUCAAUAUCUGCUGCUAUGCGUGCUUAUGCAUUGUACUAUAGAGAAAGUAUAUUUGUAUUGUAUUUCUUCAAUAACUGUCCAGCUCCAUUGUGUCCUUGAUCGAGACACUGUGUUUCAUAUAUCAGAUUGUGCCAAUUAUUUCAUCCUCUUACAUCCAUCUCAUUAUUUUUCUCUACUGAUGUGAAAAUAAAUGAGAUGAUUAGAAAGUAA
Scomber scombrus (Atlantic mackerel) is the source of this 3071-nucleotide messenger RNA. Its product is annotated as threonine synthase-like 1. Bases 138 to 2315 code for a protein of 725 amino acids. NCBI's taxonomy places the organism in Eukaryota, Metazoa, Chordata, Actinopteri, Scombriformes, Scombridae. Gene Ontology annotation, molecular function: pyridoxal phosphate binding. Gene Ontology annotation, cellular component: cytoplasm. Gene Ontology annotation, biological process: amino acid metabolic process. The transcript is spliced from 3 exons. The record is from RefSeq and is a predicted model, not a curated record.